GAUAGAACCUGGCAUGCAUUUUCGUUGCGCCGUGCAGCCAACUUGACACACAUAGGCUUUAAUUCCGCACAGUGACGCCAGCAUGUUACAUUUUUUUGUAAAUGCGUGGUGUAAUACAACGAGUUAAUGCGAUGAGCAAUCGGAGGAGGUGACGGCUGGGAGGGGAUUGAGCGAUUUGGCUGGCUAAAAGGAGGUCGCGCACGAUUGCCGGACGCGGGAUCAGGCUAUGAGUGACUGUGCUAGCUCCCAGCCUUGAUAUAGCGCACAGUUGCCCGGACCUAUGCAGCGCUGCGGUUUUCUUCGCGGGUUCAGGGCGGCAGCCCUGCUGGCGGCACCGCCGGCGGCGUCUUGUAGCGCAAACAGCUUCGCGUCCACGGCGGGGCCCCAUCUGCUGCCGUGCACAGGCUUCGCAUCCACGGCGGGGCCCCAUCUGCAGCUGUGCACAGGGGCGUCAAGGAUCCGCACCUUCAGCAGCAGGGGCGACGACGGGCGAAAUGGAGACAGCCGCGGCGAUGGGCUUGACAGCUCGUCAGGCAAUCAGGUAGAGCCGCGGGUCGACCCGUUCCGUGAUUGUGGGCUUCGCCACGACAGCGGCGGCGGCAGCGGCGGAGGGAGGCAGCAGCUGCUGCCGCAAGCUGCGGCCUCUGCCGCCCCGGUGGCGGAGCAGCACAGGCUGCAGCUGUCGGCCGCAGGAGACAGCGCAUCACUGCAGGACAUCGCGCGGAUCGUGAAGGAGGCGGUGCGCGCCGAGUUCGCUUCGCCUGGCGUCAAGCGGAUCGUGAAGGAGGCGGUGCGCGCCGAGUUCGCUUCGCAGGACAACACGCCGAUCGUGAAGGAGGUGCGCGCCGAGAUCAAGAGCUUUUCACAGAGGCUCGAGAGCGUCUGCGACGGCCUAAGUGCGCUCAUGGAGUACACUGCCGCCAAGCAGCUGCAGCAGGACCUCGGCGACGACGUGCGGGUGCACCCCAACGUGCGCCUCACUGGCGCCAAGAGCACAUCCGACUGCCUGCUGCGGGAGGCAGAUGCUGAGGUCAAGGAGACUGCGGCGUCUGCGCUUGUCAAGCGGCUGCAGGGGCUGUCUGGCCUGCGGGCUGUGCUGCGCUACUUCCUCACCAGGGCCUGCGCUGACCUGAUGGGGCUGCGUAAGCGUAGCGCCUCAGCUGCUGCUGCUGCUGCUACUGCUGCGAUGGCGGCGGCUGCUGAUGCUUCGGCAGCAAAUGUUGCGGCGGCAGCUGCAGACGCUGCGACCAUUGCUAUAUCGACUGCACGUGACGCAGCAACCAUCCAGGGGCACCUGGUGACGCUGCAAGCGCUUCAGGACCGGCUGCUGGUCGCGACGGCGGGCACUGCAGUGGAGGCGCACCUCGCAGCUGCAGCUGUCACAGCGCUGGGCAGCGCGCAGGGCUACAUUGACACGCACCGCCCCCGUCGCCCUCGCGCCGGCCACCCGCCAGAGUCCUCUGCCGCAAGCAACAGCAGCACCAGCAGCGGCGGCAGCGGCACCGGCGCCGGCAGCAGGGAUGAUGAGCACGGCGAUGGUCAGGACAGCAGCAGCAGGAGUGGCGAUGACGACGGAGGCGACGGCACUCAAGCGUGCACGCCGUAUGCCGCCGCGAUGCUGCUGCUGGACGCCAUGCGCCACAGAAAGACUGACGAGCUCCUGCUGCUGGUGACUGACGGCCCUUUCUCGAUGCUGGUGCUGUCGGCGCUGCAGCCUGCUACCACGCUGCCGCUCACGGCUGCGCUGAACACGAGCAGUGGCAGCGGUAGCGGCGGCAGCUUCAAGCCUGCGACGCACCUGGAAGUGGACGCACUUGCUGUGCGGCUCAAGGACUCAACGCUUCAGGUCAUAAUACAGGAGGCCAAGAUGACGUCCAACCUGGCAACGGCCCGGAAGCAGGUGGCGCGCAUCGGCACCUUGUUCGCGUACGCGUACAACGUCGCUGUGGCCGCGGGCGCCUUUGGGGAGGGCGAGCCGCCGCGGCUGCGUUUGGAGGCACAGAUCGUGUUUGCGCGCCUGAAAGCACUGCCACCGGCGCAGCUGGAGCAAAUGGUCGAGCUGGUUCCGGCGGAGGGCGAGCGGCACAUGAUGCGCGUGCGCGUCACCGGCCUGGCUGGCUGCGCCAUCAACCCGUGAGCAGCCUAUUUUGUGCGCCAUACGAGGGAGCGCUGGUUGGUACAGGGCGAUGUUUGGGCACGUGGCAGAAGCUGGACAGGGGGGUGCGACGGGGGAGGGGCGAGUGGAAGGGGAAGUAGGAGCCCAAGCCCUUAGCCUGCACGAUUGCGGAGAUCGCUGCACGUAUGCAAGCUGCCAAGGUUUGUUGUAGUAGCUUGUGACGUGUGCGGCGUUGGGGUAAUGUGUGCACCGCGUGGAUGACAGUGCGGGAUACAGCAUGCUGGACACAUACCCGGCACGAACAAGCACAAUGCUGGCACGUAUUGCUGUCGGCUGGACAAACGGCCUGUCCGUUCGCGCGUGUUUGUUAAAGAUGGUGCUACACUUUGAGCUGGAGCACGGCGGUUGAUUCGUAGGUAGCGGUGGCCCCUUGGGGCUGUACUGGGACCGUGACACGGCGCCGAGGGGCGCUCGGAGCGCUCAGCCAAGGCGGCGGAGACCCUGGGCGCCGAGGGCUACUCGGCGCGCGCAGUGGCGGGGUGGAAGAAGCGAAUGGCCGUGGUCGCUGAACACGCUCCGCGCCAGCGUGGUGGCUGCGGCGUGUGCACCGCCACCCAGACCGGGGCCUGAGCCUGUGCAAGCGGGGCUACGUGCGGGGAUGGCGCAUGGCCAAGGGCGCGCGGUGAUUUCACAUGUGCCCCCAUUGCUUAUUUCAGUGCCACGUUUUUUGUGUGCAAUUGUGUGUGUGGGCAGGGUGUGUGUUUGCUCGGAACCAACAACAACAAAGCCACAACCGGGGGGGGUUGGAAACAAAGGGCCAGACCCCAUGCCCCGAAAUCCCUCGGGACCCCCCGUGAGGGGACGACCGACUCCCCCACGGACAGAACCUUGUUGUUUAGGGGUUAAAAGCCUCCAUUUUAUACCAGAGGGGUGUCAAUCGACUGCUCUUGACGAGCACUAUCACUCCGUGCCAUCAGCGGUCCUGUUGUGAGACUUCAGUCACAGGUGGCAUCCUAUCCAUGGAAAUGCCCUC
Molecule: messenger RNA, 3149 nt
Organism: Chlamydomonas reinhardtii
Lineage: Eukaryota; Viridiplantae; Chlorophyta; Chlorophyceae; Chlamydomonadales; Chlamydomonadaceae
Exons: 11
Coding region: 281-2137 (618 amino acids)
Source: RefSeq, a predicted model, not a curated record